Molecule: messenger RNA, 1812 nt
Organism: Trypanosoma cruzi
Lineage: Eukaryota; Euglenozoa; Kinetoplastea; Trypanosomatida; Trypanosomatidae
Product: glycerol-3-phosphate dehydrogenase, putative
Exons: 1
Coding region: 1-1812 (603 amino acids)
Biological process (GO): glycerol-3-phosphate metabolic process
Cellular component (GO): glycerol-3-phosphate dehydrogenase (FAD) complex; mitochondrion
Molecular function (GO): glycerol-3-phosphate dehydrogenase (quinone) activity
Source: RefSeq, a predicted model, not a curated record
AUGGUGAGCGCUGCAAGAAAGUGUCUGGGAGCAGCCACGGCCGCUGUGGCGGGUUUCAUCGGGUUUAGUUACACGAACCCCAGCUGGACACGACGAAGAUUUGAUUCCAGGAAGACGCUUCCCCCUUUAUGUACAGAGAAUCCCUCCCGCGAGGAGUGCUUGACUCGUUUCAAGGCAUUUGAUUCCCCUGAAACUCCGAUGGAUGUACUCAUCGUGGGCGGUGGAUCUGUUGGUGUUGGCUCGGCGCUUGAUGCCGUGACACGUGGAUUGAGCGUGGGCCUGGUUGAGAUGAAUGACUACGCGAGUGGAACAAGCAGCCGAAGCACCAAACUGAUCCACGGCGGUAUUCGCUACCUUGAGAAGGCCGUCUUUCACCUUGAUGUACAGCAAUUGAAAUUGGUGGCGGAGGCACUGAGAGAACGCACUAUUAUGAUUCACCAAGCACCACAUUUAUGCCAUGAAAUUCCUACCAUGAUUCCCUGUUACGAUCCGAUCGAUUUUAUUAUGUUCUGGUGUGGCGCAAAGCUGUAUGAUUUGAUAGCAAUGUGGGAACGCGGCACACUUAAAUAUUCCGGAUUCCUCACCCCUUAUGACACCAUGAAAAAAUUUCCCCAAAUACGGUACGCGAACAAAAAAGGAGAGUUAUUGUAUGGAUCCGUUCAGUAUUAUGAUGGGCAGAUGGAUGACUCUCGCUUAUGCCUUUCGGCUGCCAUGACAGCAGCCAGCCAUGGAGCAGCCACGGCUAACUACGCCAAGGUGGAAAAAAUGGAGAUUGUUCAAAACACUGCAGGCGAAAAGGUUGUAAAGUCCGUUGUCAAUGAUCGUGUAAAGCAACAUAAGUUUACGGUGUACAGCAGGACUGUCCUAAACGCCGGUGGACCGUUUAGUGAAGAGGUUCAAAAACUAAUGGAGGAUAAGAACACGUUAAGUAUUGUGCCAAGCUCCGGAACUCACAUUGUCAUUGAGCCCAAGUAUUGUCCAAAGGAGGGUGCCACGGUCUUCCCGUCCACCGAUGGCCGUGUUGUUUUUGGCGUUUCUUGGCUUGGUGGCUGCAUCGUUGGAACAACAGACAACAAGUGCGAGGUCACGGAGGAUGUGAGACCGUCAGAGGCAGAUGUGCGUUUUCUUCUCGACAGCAUGGAAGACUACGUGGGAAAAGUGCCGCGGGAGGCGGUGUUGUCGGCAUGGAGUGGUAUUCGUCCCCUGGCAACGUUGAACGGGGGUUCAGAAAACAGUACCCAAAACAUGGUCCGUGAGCACAUGAUCGCUGUGGAUAAAGACCGCCUCAUACUUAGCGUUACAGGAGGCAAAUGGACGACAUAUCGCAAAAUUGCCCAGGACGCCGUGGAUAGUCUAUGGGACACGCUGUUGAAAGACCGCAUCCCCUUCAAGCCGUGUGUAACGGAGGAGAUACAAUUGAUUGGAGCUCAUAACAUGGCAUCUGUCCCCGCAGCUGCGCCAAGUGACAUCCCUGAAGACGUGCAUCGUCAUUGGAGGAGUCAGUACGGAGAUCGUUACAACGUUCUUCUUGAAAUGGUGCGUCGCAACCCGGCGGCGCUGAAGAAAUUACACCCGGAUGAGCCCAUCGUGGAGGCCGAGGUGAUAUAUGCGGCGCAACGGGAACAUUGUGAGCGUGUGCAGGACUUUAUUGCCCGCCGUACACGACUGUCCUUUCUCAAUGUCGACCAUGCCAAGGCAAUCAUUCCCGAGGUUACGCGUGUUAUGGCCGAGACGAAACGCUGGGGCCGAUCCAAGAAAAAUGAGGAGCUGGCGAAUGCCUUUGCGUCCCUGGAUAGUUUCCGGGCCAAUUAA